UGCGUCCUGUUCCAUUUCCCAGUUCGUGCCACAAGAAGCUCAAGGUAAGAGUGAACCACUUGUAAGGCUGAGACCCAGCUCCCUCCCUCAGGGAAAACGAGAUGUGGACUGUGGGAGUGAUGCUGAUCUGGCUGGCUGGAGGGCAGCUCACAAGUGCCACACUCUGCAAGACCUAUGGCACCAUCCCAGGCAUCCCCGGGUCACCAGGCCAGCCUGGCAGCAAUGGUAUAGAUGGGGAGAGCGGCCAAAAGGGAGAGCGAGGUCCCCCUGGCCACGUAGAGGAUGAAGAAGAGAUUGGCGAGAAGGGAGAGCCAGGGGCACCAGGGCACCCUGGGAAGGUGGGCCCCAAGGGCCCCAUGGGUCCAAAGGGCACUCCGGGCCCCAUGGGUGCCCCGGGGCCGCAGGGAGACUCCGGUGACUACAAGGCCACUCUGAAGUCUGCCUUCUCAGCUGCCAGAACAAUCAACAUCCUCCCUCGCCGAGAGCAGCCCAUCCGUUUUGACCGCAUCAUUACCAACGAGAACAGCCACUACGAGAACCGGUACGGCCGCUUCACCUGCCGGAUCCCCGGCAUCUAUUACUUCACCUACCAUAUCACAUCCAAAGGCAAUCUGUGCAUCAACAUGAAAAAAGGCCGGGGUGGCAGCAAGGGCCAGAAGGUAGUGACCUUCUGUGACUAUGUGCAAAACAGCUACCAGGUCACCACUGGUGGCGUGGUGCUCAAGAUGGCAGCAGAAGAAUCUGUCUGGCUGGAGCCAACAGAGAAGAACUCCAUCGUAGGCAUCGAAGGGGCUGACAGCAUCUUCUCUGGCUUCCUGAUCUUCCCUGAGGCUUAACCUGCUGCGGACACCACCUGCAUCCCCUCUGCAGCCCCUUUCCUGCUACUGGCCUCUGCUAACUGCAGCUGAUGGCCAAGGUCUGCCUUGGAAAUGACUCUGUUCCAAAUGUGGUAUCCUGAGCCCCUUGGGGUGAAAGUGCCCAUUCCCACUGGCCAGGUACAUUAAAUGACUGCUCCUUGUGCUGUUGGUUCCUUCCUGCCCAGGAUUUUCCUCUACUUCUGUAUCCCAGACUCUGGUCCUAGAGCUUUCCCAGCUCUUGGGUACCGUUAGAGAGGAGGGAAGGGAGAGCAGCCUUUAAAAUCACACAGCACACUGAAGUCUGCUGGCCCAAAGACUGAAGUAGAAAUGGCCAGGCCAAGGGCAGUAAGGAGCAACUAUGUGAAAUGUUUGGGUGAAAAAUAAGCAGUUUUCCCCCUGCGACACAGCAGGAUGCCUGGCCAGGCCAUUUUCAGCAAGUUCAGUGGGAUCACAGACCUGUGCUUUUCCUAGGCCGGGAGAUGCUGGAUAAAGCUAAGCCUGGCAGCCAGUGGGUACUUUGCUGCAGCCUGGACACUUUGAUACUCACUCCCCCUGAAGAACAUGCAGAUCAUCAGGCCAACCCCACCAUUUCCCAGGACACUGCUUCUUGUAUAUCAGGAUGCAGACCAGGCUCACUAGCACCUCAAACUGCUGAGCAGA
Molecule: messenger RNA, 1517 nt
Organism: Rhea pennata
Lineage: Eukaryota; Metazoa; Chordata; Aves; Rheiformes; Rheidae
Gene: C1QB
Product: complement C1q B chain
Exons: 3
Coding region: 102-836 (244 amino acids)
Molecular function (GO): protein binding
Source: RefSeq, a predicted model, not a curated record